This is a messenger RNA of Lingula anatina, 3441 nucleotides long. RefSeq names its product protein lin-54 homolog. Gene Ontology annotation, cellular component: nucleus. The record is from RefSeq and is a predicted model, not a curated record. Gene Ontology annotation, biological process: regulation of DNA-templated transcription. Lineage: Eukaryota; Metazoa; Brachiopoda; Lingulata; Lingulida; Lingulidae.
AUGAGGUGGUAUCACAAAGUUAGCUCACAUCAGCUAAACUCAUUGCCAGACACAUUACCAGUCACGCUGGAGCAAUCAGAUCUUGGGGAGGGUAACCUGGGAUCUUCCCAGCUCAGUAGCCAAGACUUUGUAGCUCUUGAGAACAUUCAAGCAGAACUAGCUAAGCUUCAGGGAGCCCCUAACGCAGCCGUGGAAGGAAACACAGGGGUGCCCAGCUCUGCUGCUGUGGUAGUGGAACCAGCACAUGGAACAAAUACACUACUCAUAAAUCCAGCAUCACUGCAAGAAGUAACUAGGACAAGUCAGGCUGCACCAGUGGUGACCAAGGUUGUUUUAACCAAAAAUCCUUCCACAAAUCAACAAGUACCUGUAACACUAUCUGGAGUUGUUCCAGCAGCUUCAACUGUCAUGACGACAAUGGCUUCUGUUGUCAGUGGAGUUCAACAAGUGCCUGGAACACCAACAAAGACCAUUACUCUUUCUCAGGGUGGUAUCAUACAAGGCUUGUCACCUGGCAAAGUUAUAAUCGCCCAAUCUGGAACCCCACCCAAGCAAACUACUACUAUACCUCUGGGAAAGAUUGCCAUAUCUCCCUCAAAGACCCCUACUAAAAUAACAAUGAUUCCUGUUUCAUUAGGCAAAUCUCCACAAAGAUUUCAACCAGGAUCUACAAUGGUUGCUUUAGUAGGAGGAAGAAAUGUUGUUACUACUGGUGUAGCUGGCCAGAGCUCUGGGACAGUGCUUACUUCUGCAACUGCUGGAGCCAAACCUGCAACAAUAACCAUGUCACCAUCCAAGGUGAUAAUUCAGAGACCAGGAGUGGUAAGGCUGCCUCUUCAACAAAUGGUCAAACCUACUUCACUUACUCAAACCAUGGCUGCUGCACCUGGUCAAGUGAAGCAAGUUACAAUACCCAUUUCAUCUGCAAACACUGGGAAUGUACAUCAAAUCCAGGUGCCAGGAAGUAAAUUCCAUUAUGUACGCCUUGUCACUGCACCUACCUCUAAUGUGAAUUCAACUCAAGCCAGCAAGGCCAGCUCAGCCCCAGUUGCUAUUCAAGCCCGACCAAUUGCUCCUGCUGCUCAACCUGCAGGUGUGCCAACCCAGCUGAAGAUUACACUCCCGGUCCAACAGGGGUCUAGUCAGAUUACAACCCAGCAGCAAAGAUUGCUUUUGCCUGCCACAACACAGCAACAAGUGACAGUGCAGGCAUCACAGCCUGUAACAUCUUUAACCCAAGGGAAGACCAGUGCACAGAGCAAUAUGUCUGGGCUGCCCCCUGGCACUACAAUCAUUUCAAGUGGAACUGGUGGACAGGGGAUGCAACAGUUUGCUUUAGUGCCAGCUCAAUAUGUAGCACAGUUUCAACAGCAGCUUUCACAACAACAACAACAGCAGCAGCAGCAGCAACAACAGCAAGCGCCACCAGUUACUACCCAGAAAGAUGCAGGUUUUGUUCCUAUACAGAGCCAAGACCCUGUGCUCAGCGCUGCUGUAGCGGCCAGGCAUGCAGUUAUCAAUGGCAGGUCAUCACCUAUUGAGCCUACAGGAGCUAGACCUAGAAAACCUUGUAAUUGUACAAAGUCACAGUGUCUCAAAUUAUAUUGUGACUGUUUUGCCAAUGGUGAAUUCUGUCACAAUUGCAACUGUACAAACUGUGCAAAUAACUUGGAGCAUGAAGAAGAAAGACAGAAAGCGAUCAAAUCUUGUUUAGAAAGAAAUCCUCUUGCAUUUCACCCCAAAAUAGGCAAAGGGGGUGAAGGUGAUAGGAGGCAUCAAAAGGGGUGCAAUUGCAAGAGAUCUGGCUGUCUAAAGAAUUACUGUGAAUGCUAUGAGGCCAAAAUUAUGUGCUCUGCUAUUUGCAAAUGUGUUGGCUGUAAGAAUUUUGAGGAGAGUCCCGAAAGAAAAACUCUUAUGCAUCUUGCUGAUGCAGCUGAAGUCCGAGUGCAGCAACAGACAGCAGCCAAAAGUAAACUGUCUUCCCAGUUUCAAGACCUACCCAGCAGACAGCAGGCUCUGACUGCAGGAGAAAAAUUACCAUACUCCUUUGUGACACAAGAGGUGGUUGAAGCAACAUGUGCUUGUUUGUUGGCCCAGGCAGAGGAGGCAGACAGGCAAAGACUGUCUGAAGCUAAACAACAGCAAUUAGUUCUGGAAGAAUUUGGCAGAUGCCUUUUGCAAAUUAUUGAUUCUUCUAAUAAAACGAAAGCACCUAGCCCAAGUCCAAGGUAGUAAGAUCAAACAACACGGAUGGUAUAUCAUCAGGCACUCCAAGAAAGAUGAAAAUGUGGAAAACUACCUACUUUUUUUCUAAGAGGAAGGGACAUUAAUGAUCUCUCUUCCAAAGCACUACAAGAAAAGUCCCUAUGUAAGCCACAUGCAGACUUGCUGUUCGUGCUUGUGGCAACCCUUACUUUUUGUGUCAGAUUGGAGGGUCCAGAUGAAAUGCAGUGUCUUCUUGAAACCAAUAUUGGUUCAAAGUAGAUGCAUUGAAAGUAUGUAGGACCUUAAGAAACAUUAGUUUCAAGAUUUCAAGUUUUUUUUUCUUCCUCAAAAAAGAUGACAUGUAACGGACUUUUUCAGCAAUCAUGUUACAACAACGAUAAAUCAUUCUGUUAUACAAACAUGUAGAAACUGAAAUGGAGAGACCUGUCCAGGUUGUUGUUUUGUAACUAAAUAACUGAUGUAAAAAUGCAGAACAACAUUGUUAUUAUUCCCUAAUAAAAUUAUGAAGGAACUUCUUAUAUGAAAGAUGGAAAAUGAAAUAACACACUUUUGUAACAUAUACAUAUAUCCCAUAUGUCUGACUAAAAUAUGUAUAUAUGCUGGGAUUUUAGCCAAAAUGCCUGUAGCAUAUAAUCUCGUUCACUUUGGUAGGAUCAUGACAAAAAAAUUAGCUCAUGGUAACUGGCAUUUAUUUUAACAAUUUUCUGAAUUUUUACCCUGUACAAAGUAUCAUGUUGUAAUCUGUAAUUGUGAGAUCUUUUUAUUGUAAAUAUAGAAAAAAUAUUUUGUUUUAAGAGCAUAAUUGGAUUAAUUGAAUAGAUGGUCUUAAUGUUGCACAGUAUUUAUUCAACUGCAACUGUGGUAUGGGUAUGUAAAUUUAUUUGAUAUUUAGUUUAAGCAACUGCCAUCCAUUUAUUUGAUGCCUUGCAAAGGAAUGUUUGAUGUAUGGAAAAUGAAUUUGUAAAUUUGUGGUAUUUGUGUAAAAUAAGAGAACAAUUAUUAGGAUGGUUGAUUUUUUUAAACCUGGCCACUUUGCCAUGCAGUUUUCAUUUGUGAAACACUACUACAUUAUCGUAUACAGUGAUAAAUAGCUGUUUUUAAUAUGUAAAAAAUAUAUCAUUUAGUGGGCAAGUUAUUAUUUUGCUUGUUUGUGUCACUAAAUGAAAAAUGUAUUAUAAGGAAAGAGUGGUGUAAAUAAAUGCAUAGUGAAGCUGA